GAAAUCCUACAUCCAUGAAUUGGAACGAAAGAAAAACGCGGACUUCCCUGCUCGCUGCCAGGAUCCAAGGAUCCUACUGCACAGGGAGACAUUUCAUAGUUUUCUUGUGGAGAGUGAGGACAAGACUGAGGGCAUCUUUAUUGGUGCUAGAUUUUGUGCUUUCAACUAUUAAACAGAGGAGCUCUUCGGAGUAACAUAUCUGUGGAUUUCAUCAUGGUUAAGAUUAAACUAGUGAACUUUCUGAUUUGGAUUUCUUUCAUUUUUAAUGUGUCUCAUUCUGUAAGUACUAACUUUUCAAUGAGAGAAUGUUUGCUUUUUUCUGUUAAUUCUUAUCUGACAAAGUAUGUGGUAUUCAACAACUACACAUUCGUACUGAAUAUACAUGUGAUUUAUCUAUGCCUAGUUUAAUAACAUCUCUUAACAACCUGUCACCCAAUUAAGAACAACUUUAUUAAUUUAUUUGGACAGACCUCUUAAAGGACCUUUCUUCCUGAGCAGCAUUAGACACAAAUUACCCGCGGAUAUAGAACCUCUAUACUGUGUAUAUGCCUUUACCAGGGGAAAUAGAACCUCUAUACUGUGUAUAUACCUUUACCAGGGGAAAUAGAACCUCUAUACUGUGUAUAUACCUUUACCAGGGAAAAAAGAACCUCUAUACUGUGUAUAUACCUGCUGUGUGUUUGUAUGCGUGUGAGCCCAGGUCCCAGACGAGUGCCAGACGGAGACAGAAAGGCUCCGCAUUCAGCUGAAGAACCUGGAAAUUCGUUUUCAGAAGCAGCAACAGCAAAUCCAGCACUUUCGCACCCUUAGGGACAAGACAUCAACAAAUGUGGAUGAUUUUAUUGAGAUGCCUAGUCACACUGAAUAUACUGACUGUGCACAGAUCUUUAACAAUGGCAGUAAGGCAAGUGGAUUUUACAUGAUCAAGCCCAUUAGGGGGCCAUCCCAGAUAAAGGUGUACUGUGACAUGUCUGAGGGGGGUGGAUGGACAGUCCUCCAAAGACGCACAGAUGGCAAAGAGAAUUUUGAAAGGGGAUGGGAUGACUACAAGAAGGGUUUCGGGGACAUGGAAUCAGCAAAUGGGGAAUUCUGGUUGGGAAAUGACAAUCUACAUUAUUUGACUUCACAAGUUGAUUAUGACCUAAGAAUCAACAUGGAGGACUUUGAUGGGAUCCAGCGCUAUGCAGUCUAUGACAAAUUCAAAGUUUCAAGUGAGGAGGAAAAAUAUCAGUUGAACUUUGGGAAGUACAGAGGAAAUGCUGGGAACUCACUGGGAGGAAGCUACCAUCCUGAGGUGCAGUGGUGGGCCAGCCAUCAAGGCAUGAAAUUCAGCACCUUUGACAAUGACAACGAUCGCUAUGACCGCAACUGUGCCAAGGAAGACAAGUGUGGCUGGUGGUUUAACAGAUGUCACUCUGCCAACCUGAAUGGAGUGUACUAUCAGGGUCCAUACAGUGCUGUGACUGACAAUGGGAUAGUCUGGUACACAUGGCAUGGAUGGUGGUAUUCCUUGAAGGCUGUGGUCAUAAAGAUCCGACCUGCACAGUUUGAGCCAAAUGAGGUGUAGCAGGAGAUGUUUUACAAUCUUAUUAAGGGAGAUCCCAGAAUGUCUAAUUGAUUAACCGCAGCUAAAUAUUAUAACCAAACAAACACAAAUUAAGUGCUUUACUAUACCCCUAAUAAAGAUAUCAAGAUUCAA
This is a messenger RNA of Clupea harengus (Atlantic herring), 1699 nucleotides long. It is a transcript of the gene fgl1, whose product is annotated as fibrinogen-like 1. Lineage: Eukaryota; Metazoa; Chordata; Actinopteri; Clupeiformes; Clupeidae. The record is from RefSeq and is a predicted model, not a curated record. Gene Ontology annotation, cellular component: fibrinogen complex. The transcript has 7 exons. The coding region runs from base 848 to 1567 and encodes 239 amino acids. Gene Ontology annotation, biological process: fibrinolysis; platelet aggregation; blood coagulation, common pathway. Gene Ontology annotation, molecular function: extracellular matrix structural constituent; protein-macromolecule adaptor activity.